AGCAUGGUAGUGUGUGAACAUGGCUUCGUCCUCAGGACCGAGAGCAACUUCAGUCUCGAACCCGCCCGGGUUUGGCGGUUUUCCGUUUGCAGUGACUGGUAAACCGCCUGAGGACAGUCCCGGUAAAGAACAGGAGACCACCGGGGCACCGAAAAAGAAGCCAUGUCGGGCUUGUACGGACUUUAAAUCGUGGAUGCAUGUCCAGAGGAAGCAGGAGACAGUUGCAACACAGGAGGUCCGUGUGGGGGAUUCAGAGCUACAGCAAGAGCCACAGUGUCCACUGGACAGGGAAGAGUUGGGGCGUAACACCUGGUCCUUUCUACAUACCAUGGCAGCAUAUUAUCCUGACCAUCCCUCCCCAACCCAGCAGCAAGAGAUGGGGCAGUUCAUUAACCUCUUCUCCAAGUUUUUCCCCUGUAAUGAAUGUGCGGAAGACCUCCGGGGCAGGUUAAAAAGCAAUCAGCCAGAUGCCAGCAGUCAGCAUGCUCUGUCUCAGUGGCUUUGUCGUCUCCAUAAUGACAUCAACGCCAGACUGGGCAAACCUCAGUUUGACUGCUCACGGGUGGAUGAGAGGUGGAGGGAUGGCUGGAAAGAUGGUUCGUGUGACUGACUGAUAAUGUCUGAGAACUGAGAGACAUGAAGAUUCAGGGCAAAGCCGUCCCAGAUUGGGGACUGGAUGGAAAAAAAAUUAUAUCAGUACGAACCUUUGACAUUUCAGAGAUCAGUGCUACGCCAAACCCAGACCCGUUUCUUUGAGCACCUUCAUCCUGCAAAAAUCAAGUUACAUUUAUAUCUCUCAGACUGAAUAUAUAACUGACAGUAGAUUUAAAAGAUCCACCAUAGAUUAUGGUAUGGUAUUGUGUUUCAUGGGGUAGGUAAAAGGAAAACCUAGUUUAUUUGACCUUUUUUGGGUUUUAAGAUUCUUGGAGAAAGUUUAAUGUUUAUAAGUGAGAAAUGGCCCGAAAUUCCACACCAGAAACAUUCUACCCAGAAAAUCAAAUGGAUAGGAACUUAAUCCUCAUCAUUUUCAAAGACCGUUUUAUAGUUUGCUGCCACUGGUUACUUGCAUCAAAAAGAAUUGCUCAGUCAUUUGAAUGCUGAUUCCUGAAACACACACAAUAUAUUUGCCCUGUUUGUUUUGCCCUCCCCCAUUUGAUAUUCAUGUUUUGUCUAUGAAGCAACAGAAAAAAUACUGUCAGUUACUGAGAAAUUUAGACAAAAAAUGUGGGUUUCACAAGCUGUUUUAAGUUUCACAAAAAUCAUUUUCAACUUAAGAUACAUGGUAUCCAACGAUGUAAAUUAAGGGGAAGAAACUUUUUGGCCAUGCUACAUUCAAUAGAUAAAUAAUCUAAUGUUUUCUCCGAAUCCUUGAACAUGUUUGAUAAAUCAUGUUUGUUUUGUUUUUUUCAUAUAAAGGGGUCUUGUGAAGUUUGUUUCACAUUGUGGUAAUUAGGUGGUUCGAGACGGAGCACUUUUUCUACUUUAAUUCCAUGCUCUUUGUCUUAAGAGGUUUUCAAGCAUAUUGAGUGUCAAAAUCUGCUCAUAUUUCUGUUUCAAUUAUUACCUACUUUGUAUAUGUGUGUUUAUGCGUGUAUGUGAUUUUUGUUGAAUUAAUUUGCUCUGGUUCUCUACUUAUAACCCUCAGAAGAGUUAUAGAAUCAGAUGUUUCUCCUACAGCCAAGGGCAUUUCGUACUAAUGUCUCAGACACACAACCUGAUCGGUCUACUAAUAAAUGUCGUUAUCAGCAUCAUUCAUGAACAUAGCAUUUUUGGGAAAAAGUUAAGGACACACAAAUUGUAUGACAAAUUUAUGUGGUACUAAUUUGCCGAUGCAUCCUAGCCAACAGUUUGCACAUUACAGUUAGUCUUAAAGCUCCAUUUUAAUCAAUCAAAACUUUUUUCAAAUAGCCCGUUU
This is a messenger RNA of Lampris incognitus (smalleye Pacific opah), 1915 nucleotides long. It is a transcript of the gene gfer, whose product is annotated as growth factor, augmenter of liver regeneration (ERV1 homolog, S. cerevisiae). Gene Ontology annotation, molecular function: flavin-dependent sulfhydryl oxidase activity; flavin adenine dinucleotide binding. Gene Ontology annotation, biological process: liver development. Bases 20 to 610 code for a protein of 196 amino acids. Gene Ontology annotation, cellular component: mitochondrion. NCBI's taxonomy places the organism in Eukaryota, Metazoa, Chordata, Actinopteri, Lampriformes, Lampridae. The transcript is spliced from 3 exons. The record is from RefSeq and is a predicted model, not a curated record.